UGGGGACAGAAACGCAUCGUGGUGCUAAAAAGCUGUAGAUUUGAGCGGCACCGCGCGCUCCGGGCUGCUCUGCGCAAAAACAACCAAAAAAACGCCGCGCGCGUCUCUUUGAUCUUUGCGCCGUUUUAUCAUCAGUAGCGGUGCCAUUUAUCCGUUGUUGCUGGUGACGAUGGGCGCGUGAGGGAGCGACAGAUUCCAUCACACAGAGCCCACCGCGAGCAGAGCGGAGAGCAGUGGCGCGAGAGGAAGAAGAAAGAGGACAUGAAGAGAGCGCGCGGAGGAGAAGUGCAGUAACCCCGAGGCGCGCGAGCUAGAGCUUCCUUCCACACGGAGAAUAACCGCGAAUCAGACGUUCUGCUCCUCUUCCUCUUCUUCCUCUUCUUCCUCUUCUCGACCGUGUGUUCCAGCGGAACGAUGGGCUCGUGGUCCGGAUGCUGCGGGCGCGUGGCUGCGGUGGCGGCUCUGUGCGCGCUGCUCGCGGCUGCUCACGCUAACUCAGUGAUGGAAAACGGUACUGAGUCAGCCAGUGCAAGUGCAAUGAAUAGGACCUCGCUGCUAGCAGAGGUUGAAGAGGCGAAGCUGAAUGAAAUGACAGAAGCUUUCAAAUCGGUUGGCAAUAUGUUCCUUCACCUCCGAGCUGGACGUAAGCCUAGAGAUGGAGGUGAGCAGGGCAGUGGUGAGCCGUUAGAGGAAUUUCCAGUGGUCACUUCCGCACCUGAAGAGACCACUGCAGAAACUGUAGACAUGGGAAGUCCAAAAAUAAGCCAAGAUUCUGCAGAAACUGACCACCUACUGCCUCAUGACAACUUCAUGGAAGAGGAGGAACUGAGGCCGCAUGUUUUCACAGAGUCAUCCUGGCAUGUCCCGAAAGUAACCAUGGAGACCACUGUGGAAGACCUGGACCGCCAGGAGUCCCUGACCACCCAGUCCCCUGCUGCUCCCCCUUCCAAACCUGUGACCGUGAAAUUUGACAUCGACUCCCGCAAGGAGCUUUUCUCACCUUCCCCUUCUGCCCAUGAGUUUCAAGGUCGUGACCCCACUGCCUGGGCAAUGCCGGAUAACUAUGACUACCUCACUCCGUACGAUGAUACCGUGUCUUCUCCCUCGGACGAGUACAGUACCACUGCUGAGACAUACGAAGAUGAACUAACCACUACGCCUCCACCCAGACCCUUCCAACCUCGCUUCCCCAGCCCCUUCAACCCCACGAAGGAAGAAGGCCCACGUGUAGGAAUCUCCAGCAACGGCGCUGACUGUCGGCUCGGCUACGUUCGCAUUAAUGGCACCUGCAGGUCGCAGUGCGACACACUGCCUAGCUACUGCUUCAACGGAGGCCAAUGCUAUGUACUGGAUGGCAUCGGAGUUUUCUGCAGGUGUAACAUCCAGGACUACAUGUGGCACAAAGGAGCGCGCUGCGAGUCGGUCAUCACAGAGUUCCAGGUGAUGUGCAUCGCAAUCGGAGCUUCAGCCCUGACCGUCCUGCUGCUCUUCAUGAUCAUCGUCUGCUUUGCCAAGAAGCUACACGUGCUCAAGACCGAGAACAACAAACUGCGCAAACGCAGCAGUAAGUAUCGCCCAUCCUCGGAGCAGCACAAUGAUAAUUUCUCUCUCUCCACCAUCGCUGAGGGCUCCCACCCAAACGUAAGGAAACUCUGCGACACCCCCCCUGUCCUCCCUCAUGCUCGUGCUUUGGCUUACUAUGAUAACAUUAUCUGUCAGAAAACCAUGAGCAGAUACACCUGGGAGUGUAAGACCAAAGAGGAGUCCGGCUGUGAGGAUGACCCGAAUGCCCAGAAUAAACUGGAGGAUCCGGUGAAGGCCCCCCCGCCGAAGGAGGACGAGUCACUGAACAUCCAAAACUCGCUCACCCCCAAGCAUGAGAACCACAAGAUGCUGGGGGAGGAGAACUCCUCGGAGGUAAACUCCCUGCAGAACAACAUGAUGUGAGAAAAACGGGAAAAAUAAAUAAAUAAAAACAAAAAUUUACAAAAAACAACAUGGCUCCACCUCCAUCCAGCGCACCAACACCAUCACAGCCAAUCACAACACAGCAGGCCCUGCCCCCUCACCCCUUACACCCAGUCACACUCCACCGCAAAGCCCCGCCCCCUUUCCCCCUCCAGUCUUUUUCCCCAUCGUUGUCCUACCCUCAACACCCUCACACGCACACACACACACACACACACACACACACACACACCUUCCCCUGCCUAACUGAUCUACGGCAUGCGUUGGUGUAUUUUGUAAAAAGGAACAAACAAAAAAAGAAUAAUAAUACAUAUAUGGGGUUUAAAGUAUAAAAUGUUGUCAUAAGAAGAAGAAGAAAAAAAGCUACUGAGAGGUUUUUGAUGUUUGUCUGACUAAUUCAGUGAGUAUGUAUAAAUAUAUGACAAAAUGCUUGGAUUGAUAUAAUGAAAAAAACACAGUGUGUCUUCGUUUUCAUUGAUGUGAUUUCUAAUCCUUUGAUGUACUUGUUUUUAUUUUGUACUUUUUUGGGAAUACAGAUUAUGAACAGAAAAAAAAUCAGACACUUGUUGAAAUAAACCUUUUUAACAUGAA
Molecule: messenger RNA, 2559 nt
Organism: Pygocentrus nattereri (red-bellied piranha)
Lineage: Eukaryota; Metazoa; Chordata; Actinopteri; Characiformes; Serrasalmidae
Gene: cspg5a
Product: chondroitin sulfate proteoglycan 5a
Exons: 6
Coding region: 415-1947 (510 amino acids)
Biological process (GO): nervous system development
Source: RefSeq, a predicted model, not a curated record